AUCUCCUCUAUCUAUCCAAACCAAGAGAGAUCCAGCGAAGAGGAUUUGCAGCCGAGAACUUUCCCGGGAAAAUUUUGAGCUGUUCCAGAAAGUCCCAGAAAAUGUGCGAACCUGAUGAGGAUAGCACCAGAAACGGCGCCAUUCCUCCGCUACCGAGGCCUCGGGAGCUGCUGAUGGAUUUGGACGAUCUGGAUCUCGACGGUUCCUGGCCGUUGGAUCAGAUCCCCCACCUCUUCUCGUCCAAUCAGUUCAUCUCUCCAUUCGUCGUCUCCUCGUCCUCCGAGCAGCCUUUCUCACCUCUCUGGGCGUUUUCUGACGGCGGAGGAACCGCCGCUGUUCCCACCGCCGGCGACGACGAGAAGCUCAGCCCCAACUCCGGUGCUCCUCCUUUCCGUCUCGCCGAGUAUCCUAUCUUUCUUCCUUGUGCUGCUUCUUCCAAGGUCGAGAACACAGCAGAAAGAGACAGAAAUGUCCAGUUUCCUUCUCCAUUAACGGGUCUGGCCCCUCCGGAGAACACAGACAACUACUGUGUCAUCAAAGAGAGGAUGACUCAGGCGCUUCGUUACUUCAAGGAAUCAACCGAACAGCAAAUCCUGGCUCAGGUCUGGGCUCCCGUGAGAAAGAACGGUCGUGAAUUGCUGACGACUUUGGGUCAACCCUUUGUUCUUAAUCCUAACGGUAAUGGGCUUAACCAAUACAGGAUGAUCUCUCUCACGUAUAUGUUUUCUGUGGAUAGUGAAAGCGACAUAGAGCUCGGACUCCCUGGUCGUGUUUAUCGUCAGAAAUUGCCCGAAUGGACUCCGAAUGUUCAGUACUAUUCCAGCAGGGAAUUCUCUCGGCUUGACCACGCCUUGCACUACAACGUGCGAGGUACCCUUGCCUUGCCUGUCUUUAACCCCUCUGGUCAGUCUUGCAUAGGUGUUGUCGAGCUUAUAAUGACCUCAGAGAAGAUACACUAUGCCCCUGAAGUGGACAGAGUCUGCAAAGCCCUCGAGGCGGUGAAUCUGAAAAGCUCUGAAAUACUUGACCAUCAAACCACUCAGAUAUGUAACGAGGGCCGUCAAAACGCGCUCGCUGAGAUUCUUGAGAUACUGACGGUCGUAUGCGAGACCUACAAGCUUCCUCUGGCUCAAACCUGGGUCCCAUGCCAGCACCGGAGUGUUCUCGCCAAUGGUGGUGGUCUAAAGAAAUCCUGCACCAGCUUUGACGGCAGCUGCAUGGGCCAGGUCUGCAUGUCCACCACCGAUAUGGCCGCCUAUGUUGUGGAUGCCCAUGUAUGGGGAUUCAGAGACGCCUGCCUCGAACACCAUCUCCAGAAAGGCCAGGGUGUUGCGGGCCGAGCCUUCCUGAACCGCAGCUCAUGCUUCUGCCGAGACGUCACCAAGUUCUGCAAAAUUCAGUACCCGCUGGUCCAUUAUGCGCUCAUGUUCAAGUUAACCAGUUGUUACGCGAUUUGCCUGCAGAGCUCUCACACGGGUGACGAUGACUACAUUCUCGAGUUCUUUCUUCCUCCAGCCAUUACAGAUAAAAGCGAGCAAGAUUCGCUGUUGGGUUCUCUGUUGGCAACCAUGAAACAGCAUUUUCAGAGUCUGAGGGUCGCGUCUGGGAUUUCUUUCGGCGAAGAAGCCAAUGAAGUGUCGGUUGAAUUCAUCGAGGCGUUACCGGAUAAGAAGCUAAAUUCGAGAAUAGAAUCUAUUCAUGUACCCUCCUCUGGUUUUGAGUCAAAUGUGGGGGAAAUGCUGUUAGAUCCUCAGCCCGUGGUUCCUUCCUCCGAGCCAGUGAAAGAGACGAGCAACGUGGCCGAUGAUAAUGGCGUAGUUAAAGAGAUGAAGAAGCCAGAGAGAAAACGGGGAAAAACAGAGAAAACAAUCAGUCUAGAUGUUCUUCAGCAGUAUUUCACUGGCAGCCUCAAAGACGCUGCCAAAAGCCUCGGAGUUUGUCCCACGACGAUGAAGCGAAUCUGCAGGCAGCACGGAAUCUCACGGUGGCCAUCUCGGAAGAUCAAGAAGGUGAAUCGUUCGAUCACCAAGCUGAAACGUGUGAUCGAAUCAGUUCAAGGCACGGAUGGUGCCCUCGACCUUACUUCCAUGGCCGUCGGUUCCAUACCUUGGACAAACGGCCAAGCCACUGCCCAGCCGCUCAAUUCACCCAGCGGCUACAAAGAGCCUGAGCCACCAAAGAACAACGAUUCAACCCACAACGGCUCAAAUGGUCACAGCCCUCAUGAACCACAUGGUUCCCCACCUAGCAACGGCUGCAAACCAUCACGGACCAGGGAUGACAGCGUUGGGACCCCGACCUCUCACGGUUCUUGCGAAGGCAGUUACCGGGAUGAAAUGAAAGCCCUAAACCCAGAACCGAUUUUCAUGGCUGAUGUAUCUGCAGCAUCGUUUUCAAUGCCAAACCGGAUUUUGGGAUCUAUCGAGCCUUUUCGGGGAAUGCCCAUUGAAGAGUCGGGGAGUUCCAAAGAUCUGAGAAACCUCUGCCAUUCCGUAGCGGCAGAUGAGAAGUUUCCAGAAUCGAACUGGCUAAACAACGGCAACAACAUCUACGUUCGUCCAGAGGAAGAGGCCAUGGAAAUUACUCGUGUAGCAUCAGGGUCAGAGACGAGAAGUGUAACCAUCAAGGCAAGUUACAAAGAAGAUAUAAUAAGGUUCAGAAUAUCAUCGAGCUCGGGUCUAAUGGAAUUGAAGGAAGAAAUCGCGAAAAGGCUGAAACUUGACGCAGGUACGUUCGAUAUCAAGUAUCUAGACGAUGAUAGCGAAUGGGUUUUGAUAGCUUGUGAUGUUGAUCUUCAAGAAUGUCUCGAUAUCUCGGGAUUUUCUGGUAGCAGUCUCGUUCGGCUCCUGGUUCAGGACGUGAUGGCGAAUCCCGGGAGCUCUUGUGAGAGCACCGGAGAGUUGUGACCAGAACCAUGGCUCUUGUAAAUAACUGUUAGGGUUUGGUAUUCGGGUUUUCAUGUAGCACAAGAAAAGAGUUGGAAGCUCAUUAGGCUUAAGGAUCAAGUAUAAAUCAUUUGUUUGUAUGUGAGAAGAGGAGGAUCAGAAAUAACUUUUUAACUGUAAACUAACCAAAGUUUUCUAACUUUUCCUUUUUCCGCC
Tarenaya hassleriana is the source of this 3101-nucleotide messenger RNA. Its product is annotated as protein NLP7-like. Lineage: Eukaryota; Viridiplantae; Streptophyta; Magnoliopsida; Brassicales; Cleomaceae. The record is from RefSeq and is a predicted model, not a curated record. Gene Ontology annotation, molecular function: DNA-binding transcription factor activity; protein binding. The transcript has 5 exons. The coding region runs from base 102 to 2906 and encodes 934 amino acids.